UACACCGUGACCUGUGAGCAGAGAAGACCUGCUUUUCCAUUUAAUAUGUAUCCAGUGGUUCGAGAAGACAGUAUAAAAUUGAACUAGCUAAAUGAUGUGUCGCUUGGACAAGUUAUAAGCUGGAUGCCUCAGACAACGGCUAAUGAUUCGUGCAUGGUUUAAAUACAUUGUCUUUCGUUCCUGUUCCAGUGUUAGCCCUGUAGCUGCAGUGGAAGUGAACCUCUGACAGUUCUCCAACUGCACUUCUGCCCUUUCUCAAUGAGGUACAGAGGAGCGCAGAUCUGUCUCUGGGCUCACGGCUCGUGCUGUCUGUCCCGCCUCUCCCUGCCCGGAUCUCUCUCUGGCAGAGUCGCUCCGGUCCGAACCUACAGCUCUCACCAUCAGCCUGGAGCCCCCCCACCCACUAACCCUGCACCUUCCGAUGGGAAGGGUGGAGCUGAGUUGGCGAAGGAGCGUGCCCUAGCUGCCUUACAGCAGGCAGGUGAGUUGGGGCGGCAGUGGGGCCAGAGGUCGGCUCAGUCGGCCUCCGUGACAGUCAACCACUGGUGGGCCAGGUACGAGGAGUUUGUCGGGCUUAAUGAGGUCCGCGAGGCUCAGACCAAGGUCACUGAGGCCGAGGCGGCAUUCAUGGUGGCCAGAGGGAUGGUGCGCGAGGCACAUGCCAGCCUGGAGGCCCUGCAGGGCAGGCUGAAGGAGGUCCGAGACCGGCUGGACAGAGUUUCCAGGGAGGAGGCUCACUACCUGGAGUUGGCCACGAUGGAGCACAAACUGCUGCAGGAGGAGCGUCGUCUACGGACAGCGUAUGAGAGAGCUGAGGGUUCGGAGAGGGAGAAGUUCGCCCUGUUUUCAGCAGCCGUCAGGGAGAGCCACGAAAAGGAGAGGACGAGGGCGGAACGGACCAAGAACUGGUCCAUCAUCGGCUCGGUGCUCGGAGCCCUGAUCGGAGUCAUGGGAUCGACAUACGUCAACCGUGUCCGUCUGCAGGAGCUGAAGAGUCUGCUGCUGGAGGCCCAGAAAGGUCCGGAGAGCCUGCAGGAAGCCCUCAGAGUCCAAGCUGGAAACCAUCGCUCCCAGCAGGACGAGCUCCGAACGCUUAUUGACAGCCUCAGAUUCACUCUGAAUGACGCCUUCACGCAGAGGGGCGGCGUCCUUCAGGACAAGGGAGGUCCGACCCCAGACUCACUCGGUGCCUCUCUUUCAGCCUUAAAAGACCUCCACGUCAGUAGCCAAAGGACCCAGUCCCUCCUGGAGUCCCUCCCGCCACAACUGGGACAACUGGAGCAAGGCGUUGGUAGAGUUGAGAGCGAAUUGUCAGUGGUGAAGAGGCUCCUGGACACCGCACCACCGGCUGAAACACAGGCGGCCGAGCUGCCGUUGGCAAGACCCGCGAGAGCAGAGAGACCAGAUGGGGGAGACCAGCGGGAAUCUGAGGCGGUGGUGAGGCGUCUGGAGGAGGCCCAGAGGACGCUGGGAGAACGAAUCAGAACAAACACUGUUUAUAAUGCUGUGUUUACCUACACCGCCACCGCCAUCACCAUCGCUGCCGUCUACCUGCUGCUCAGAGGGACUGCUUAGACAUGGUACCUCCAGUUUGAAUCUGUUCACCUGCACUGUAACACUGUCAUUCUCUGGGAGUAGCAAUCUGAAUUAUGUCAGAAUACAACAUUCACGUGAUUGGGAGUAACUCAGUUUCUCUAAUAAACUGGUUACAGGCGUCGAUUUGGGCUUAUCUACUGCCGCCGUUUACUGCACUACUGAAGCUGAGAUCGACUGGUCGCUUCUUAACACUUAAAUCCUGUGAUUUCAAGAUAAAACAUUAAAGGAAGUUAACAGGAGCCCUCA
Messenger RNA from Xiphias gladius (swordfish), 1842 nucleotides. It is a transcript of the gene ccdc51, whose product is annotated as coiled-coil domain containing 51. NCBI's taxonomy places the organism in Eukaryota, Metazoa, Chordata, Actinopteri, Istiophoriformes, Xiphiidae. Bases 259 to 1575 code for a protein of 438 amino acids. The transcript is spliced from 7 exons. The record is from RefSeq and is a predicted model, not a curated record.